GACGGGAGUCGCGUCUGUACUGUGGAGACAAAAGCGGGGGAAAAGGUGAAAGAACGACGAGGAGUGUCGGGAGCCCCCUUCCCAGUCCACAUGGUCAGACAGUGAUGUCCAAUGGCCUCCAGGCCAGAGAUGUUUAUGCGAGAAGUGAACCGAAGAAGAGAAGAGCAGACACUUGGGGGGGAGAAGAGUUUUACACGGAGCAUGACCUCAACCAACAGAGAUAACGGGGUGGCUGAAAAGGCGGUGGUGCACAUUAAAACAGAGGACUGUGAGCGGGAUGCAGCAGAUGAUCUGUGUGUGAAACUGGAGGAUUGUGAAGGGGGAUCUUCCGUUUUUCAAGAGGAGGAGCGCAAGGAGACAAUUGAAAUUAAAGUCGAGGAACUGGAAGAUUUGUCUGUUAGACCUGAACUGCAAAACCGUGAAACUGGGGAGAUUUUCAAGGAAGAUAUCUGUGAAGAGUCUCACUACGGUUUACAGGCCUGGCUCAGUAAUACGGGACAACUGGCUACCCAGCAGAAUUCUCUGGAGCUGAAAUCGGAGUUUGAGGAGAAAGUCAGUGAAGGAAACGAAGAGCAGCCAUCGUCUGAAAGCAUGGAAAGAAAUUUGCAGGGGAAUGGCAACUUCACCCCAUCUUCAUUUACUCAGCCCUCUCUUCAGUGCCGACUACAAGACAAACUGGACAUAGAGAAGAUAAAGAGACCAACAAGAGGGUCAGAGAAUUUGGCCCCAGCCUCUUUACAGUGUAGUUCUCUUACUACUGUCAAAUUAAUACAGCAAGAAGUCGUCCACACGGAUCAAAAACAAAUAUGUGAAAUGAAUGAAGAGACAUUGCAGACCUACAGAAAAUGCAGAAAAAUGUUCAUAAACACUCCUGACUGUGAAGAUCAUAAGUUGAUUUGUACAAGAAAGAAGCCAUAUGCCUGUUCUGAAUGUGGCAAACAGUUCUCUUACAGCAGCGGUCUUAAUAGACACAUGCGAAGUCACACAGGCGAGAAACCCCAUUGCUGUUUAGAAUGUGGCAAACAAUUCUCAUAUAUAAGCAACCUUCAGACCCACAGAAGGAUCCACACUGGAGAGAAACCCCAUUGCUGUUCUGAAUGUGGGAAAGGAUUCUCACAAAUAAGCAGCCUUCAGAGGCACACAAGGAUUCACACUGGUGAAAAACCUUAUGGCUGUUCUGAAUGUGGCAAACGAUUCUCACAUCGAAGAAAUCUUCAGAGGCACAUGAGAGUCCACACUGGAGAAAAACCUUACGGCUGUUCUGAAUGUGGCAAACAAUUCUCUAACAGCAGCACUCUUGAGACACACACACGAAUUCAUACUGGAGAGAAGCCAUAUUCCUGUUCUGAAUGUGGUGUACUAUACUCCAGCAGCAGCAGUCUUUAUGAACACAGAAGAAUUCACACUGGAGAAAAACCUCACAGCUGUUCUGAAUGUGGCAAACGGUUCUCUUACAGCAGCGGACUUAAUAGGCACAUGAGAAUUCACACUGGAGAGAAACCUCAUUGCUGUCCAGAGUGUGGAAAACGAUUCUCACAGAUAAGCAACCUUCAGACCCACAGAAGGAUCCACACUGGAGAGAAACCUUACUGGUGUUCUGAAUGUGGUAAAGGAUUCACUGACAGUGGCAAUCUUCGGCAGCACAUACGAACUCACACUACAGAGAAGCCCUAUUGCUGUUCUAAAUGUGGCAAACGGUUCACUAAUAGUAAUGCUCUUCAGAGCCACACAAGAUUUCACACUAGAGAAAAGAAAAACAUAUUGCUGUUCAGAGUGUGGCAGACAAUGUCCUGAUCCUAGCAGUCUCCAAAAGAUACAUAUGCAAGGUUGUACUGUAGAAAGGUCAUGUUCUUGUUCUGAAUGUGGCAAACAAUUAUUUGACCAUAACAGGUAUCCAUGACACAGAUACAUUCACAGAGGAUAGAAGCCUUUUUUAUGUUCUGAGUGUGGCAAACAAUUCUCAAAGUAGCUGUCCUUGGUAGCACACACAAAUUUGUGCUAAAGAGAAGACAAAUUGGUGUUCUGAAUGUGGCAAAUGUUUUUUCACAAAGAUGUGGUCCAUAGGUACCACUCACACAUACUGGAAAGGACAGAAUUUGAGCUGUGCCAGCUGUGGAGACAGACAGACAGGUAGGUAGGUAGGUGAAAGGCACCAUUAGAUAGAUAGAUAGAUAGGGGAUAGUGCCAGG
Messenger RNA from Erpetoichthys calabaricus (reedfish), 2189 nucleotides. Its product is annotated as zinc finger protein 660-like. Gene Ontology annotation, cellular component: nucleus. The record is from RefSeq and is a predicted model, not a curated record. Gene Ontology annotation, molecular function: RNA polymerase II cis-regulatory region sequence-specific DNA binding; DNA-binding transcription factor activity, RNA polymerase II-specific. NCBI's taxonomy places the organism in Eukaryota, Metazoa, Chordata, Cladistia, Polypteriformes, Polypteridae. Gene Ontology annotation, biological process: regulation of transcription by RNA polymerase II. The transcript has 3 exons. The coding region runs from base 112 to 1794 and encodes 560 amino acids.